Dioscorea cayenensis subsp. rotundata (Guinea yam) is the source of this 2379-nucleotide messenger RNA. RefSeq names its product hydroxyproline O-galactosyltransferase GALT2-like. The coding region runs from base 182 to 2128 and encodes 648 amino acids. NCBI's taxonomy places the organism in Eukaryota, Viridiplantae, Streptophyta, Magnoliopsida, Dioscoreales, Dioscoreaceae. Gene Ontology annotation, cellular component: Golgi membrane. The transcript has 7 exons. Gene Ontology annotation, molecular function: carbohydrate binding; galactosyltransferase activity. The record is from RefSeq and is a predicted model, not a curated record.
AAACGUAGUGAGUCCAUUUUUUCGAUGUUUGAAUGUUUGUUUUAAUUGAUCAAAUUGGCCGUUUUUUCUUCGUCCCAAACUUUUAAAGGUUACUCUUUUCGGAACUCAUUUUGACCACCCACCAAUCGAUUUCCGACGAGAAAUCCCAAAUCGACGGCGGAGAGGGCUUGUUCCGAUCCCGAUGAAGCGUGCUCGGAGCGCCGACACACUCUGUCGGCUCCGGCGAUGUCGGUGGCGGUGGAGGGCUUCGCAUAUCCUUCUUGCCGCUGUAGGACUCUACUAUCUCUUCGUCUCCUCCAAGCUCUCUCGGCUGCUUGAUCUCCGUCCCUUCGUCGAUCUUGACCCCCCCGCUGGCCCCCUUCUUGGCUCCGUUCAACGGCAAGAAUCCCUACAUGGCCGGCUUGAUGACCCUCUUGUUCGGCGCGCUCGGUAUGGUCGGUUGACUGCGGAGAUUCUCCGCCGCGAUCGUGUUCCGUUGGGUGGGAACUCGUCGGAGCUUGAUCGUAUGGUGCGCGAGGCUUGGAGUCUUGGUCUCAAAGCUUGGGAUGAUGUCUCCGGGGAUGACCCCGCCAGCAUCGACCUAAACUCUUCGGUUUUGGUUGGGGAGAGUACCGCGGCGUGCCCGUCGUCGGUGACGAUGGGUGGUGGUAGUGGAGAGACGAUAAUGUUCUUGCCGUGCGGGAUGGUUGUGGGUUCGGCGGUGACGGUGGUGGGGACGCCGAAGACGGGGCAUAGAGAGUUUGUGCCACGGCUGAUGAAGCUGCGGGGUGGGAAUGGGGUGGUGAUUGUGUCGCAGUUCGCGGUGGAGUUGCAGGGUUUGAAGGCAGUGGAUGGCGAGGAGGCUCCAAAGAUACUCCAUUUCAAUCCGAGAUUGAAGGGGGACUGGAGCCAGCUGCCGGUUAUUGAGCAUAAUACUUGUUAUAGAAUGCAAUGGGGGAAGGCCAUGAGGUGUGAUGGGUUGCCCUCAAAUGAUGAUGAUUAUACUGUGGAUGGAUUCUGCAAAUGUGAGAGAUGGGAACGCAGUGACAAUGUUGACUCAAAAGAAUCGAAGACAACUUCGUGGUUACAUAGGUUCAUUGGUCGGGCAAAAAGGCCAGAUAUCAAAUGGCCUUUCCCUUUUGUAGAGGGGAAACUUUUUGUUUUAACGCUUCAAGCUGGUGUUGAAGGUUAUCACAUUUAUGCAGGGGGGAGGCAUGUAUCUUCAUUCCCAUAUCGCACAGGAUUUGCUCUCGAAGAUGCAACAGGUUUAGCUAUCAAGGGAGAUGUGGAUAUACAUUCAGUAUAUGCUACCUCUCUUCCCAAAUCCCAUCCUAGUUUUUCACUCCAGCAAGUCCUGGAAAUGUCUCCGCAAUGGAAAACUGAUCCUUUGCCAGAAAGUCCCAUUUAUCUAUUUAUCGGUAUUCUUUCAGCUGCAAACCACUUUGCAGAGCGUAUGGCUAUUAGAAAAACUUGGAUGCAAUCUCCUCAAAUCAAGGCAAGGAACAUAGUUGCACGAUUCUUCGUUGCAUUGAAUACAAGGAAGGAGGUGAAUGCAGUGCUAAAGAAGGAAGCUGAAUAUUUUGGAGAUAUAGUUCUUCUACCAUUUAUGGAUCGGUAUGAGCUGGUUGUUCUCAAGACAAUUGCAAUUUGUGAAUAUGGGGUUUGGAAUUUGACUGCUGCAUACGUCAUGAAAUGUGAUGAUGAUACAUUUAUCAGACUGGAUGCUGUGAUGAAUGAAGUUGAACACAUUGCCCCUAAGAGGUCUCUUUACAUGGGUAAUCUGAACCUUUUGCAUAGGCCUCUAAGAAGUGGGAAAUGGGCGGUUACAUUUGAAGAAUGGCCAGAAGAGAUAUAUCCACCAUAUGCCAAUGGACCAGGCUAUGUGAUCUCAAGUGAUAUUGCAAACUUUAUUGCCUCUCAACAUGCCAAUGAUAGUCUAAGAUUGUUCAAGAUGGAAGAUGUUAGCAUGGGAAUGUGGGUCGAACAAUUCAAUGCCACCACACCCGUUCAGUACUCGCACAGCUGGAAGUUCUGCCAGUAUGGAUGCAUAGAGAAUUACUACACUGCUCACUACCAGUCACCGAGGCAAAUGAUGUGCCUGUGGGAGAAGUUGUCUAGGGGUCAAGCCCAGUGUUGCAAUUUCAGAUGAACUAAUCAAGCGCCUCUUGCUUCUCACUCAUAUUCAUUGAUUGCCUGCAGCCAUUUUUUGCUGCAAAAUUUUCUUGCUUUUAUAGCGGCUAAUCCAAUGUGCUGAGUUGAUUGUGAACCAAGUUAGUUAACAUUAUGAUCCACCCUUUUUCUCCUGUGUAUAGUGUGUAUUGUUUGAGCGGUUUUGAUGAUUUUCUCGAUUGUAAUGUAGUUUCUAGCACUGAUGCAUCCUAGUGAAACAUAGAGUUUUCA